Acipenser ruthenus (sterlet) is the source of this 2657-nucleotide messenger RNA. RefSeq lists its product as uncharacterized. Gene Ontology annotation, molecular function: protein binding. Lineage: Eukaryota; Metazoa; Chordata; Actinopteri; Acipenseriformes; Acipenseridae. The coding region runs from base 125 to 880 and encodes 251 amino acids. The record is from RefSeq and is a predicted model, not a curated record. The transcript is spliced from 5 exons.
GCACGCACUGUGACUUACGCGUGUAUUAUUUUUCAUUAGUAUUUUAUUCAAUUUAGAAAAGGUGUCGGUUAAGAGACUCGAUGUAAAAACCCUUCAUGAAGAUAGACCUGCUUCAAACAGUAAAAUGAUGGGAAGACGGAAGAGGCUCAUUCCUUUGGAAGAAGCCAUUUAUCAUGCCAGCUCACAGACUGAUAAAAAAAAAAAAAAACCUGGAGUUCAGAUUCAUCAAUUCAGACAAAGCGUUGAUACAGCACAAGAAGAUCUGUCAUUGGGAAGAUUGGUAAAUGAUGAUCACAAAAAACCCAAUUGCAAAAUGAAAAAUAUUAAUGUUGAAGGCAAACCACAUUUGUGCCUUUUCGUGCUCAGAAACAUAACAUGCGGAGAAGAAAUAACCUAUAAUUAUGGUCCUGUUAACUGGCCAUGGAGAAUUAUGGUCACGGAUGAAGCAGAAAGUCCUGUGAAUAAUUCAGUCAAUGAGCCAGUCCAACUUGAGUUUAGCGGCUGUUCAUCUGAGGUGGACCAUGCACCUGAUGCUAUACAACAGUCUACCUCAACUGCAACACAGGUUGUGGAUGAAGCAGAAAGUCCUGUGAAUAAUUCAGAGCCAGUCCAACCUGAGUUUAGCGGCUGUUCAUCUGAGGUGGACCAUGCACCUGAUGCUAUACACCAGUCUACCUCAACUGCAACACAGCUAUCAGAUGAAUCUUUGGAUGUGUUAUCAGAUUAUUCUCAGUUCGAUUCAGACAGUGAUCAAGACUAUGUUCCUGACAGUAGCACGUCAGACAGCACUAUCAAAAGUAAAGAGUUGAUGACUGAACCAAAAAAGAAGAAAGCAUGUGCAAAGCAAAACGCACCAACCUCAGAAACGGCAAAACACUGAGCAGACAUCUAGAGGCAUCUUUUCCCCUUCUGUAAGCAACUGUGCAACCAAUCAAAAUGAACGUGAAUUAUCUUCUGUUACCAUAAAGCCCCAUGAAGAUCACAAAGGGAAAUUAAGAUUGUACAACAAGACGCAAUACUGCCUUUUUUGUGAGAGACAUUUUUCCAAAAUAGCCAGGCACCUUGCAUAUGUUCACGGUAAUGAAAGUGAAGUAAUAAAGGCACUGAGCUUUCCAAAGAACUCAAAAGAAAGGAGGAUACAACUAGAUCAUCUUAGAAACAGAGGAAACUUUGCACACAAUGCAGAAGUGAUACGGAAUGGAACAGGAGAGAUGGUUGCAUGUAAACGACCAAGAAAAACUGGAAAACCUCAGGAAUUCACCUGCUGCAUAUAUUGCCAAGGUCUGUAUUCAAGAAAGUCUUUGUGGGCACACAUGCGAUGCUGUAAACUAAAACCAAAAUGUGAUGAUCAAAAAAGUUGGUAAAAAACGAGUCCAAUCUCUAUGUGCUUUUGCCUGUCCUGUGCCAUUUGAAGUCAGCCAGGGUUUGUGGAGACUGGUGUGUGAUAUGACACAUGAUGAGAUUUCGUCACUAGUGAAAAGUGACAGAUGCAUCAUCCUAUUGGGAGAGCAUAUGUACAAUAAAGUGGGAUCUGAUGUAGGGAAACAUGAUUAUAUCCGACAAAAACUCUGAGAGGUGGGUCGCCUGCUGAUAGAAGCCAGAAAAAAAAACACCUCUACUAAAAAUGGAAGAUUUUGUCAUUCCUUCUAAUUUCCCCCAUGUUGUAACUUCAGUGAAAGCUGCAGCUGGCUACAAUGAAGAGAGCCAUACUUUCAGAAUUCCCUCAUUGGCACUGAAGUUAGGUCACAGUUUACAGAAAAUCAGUAACAUUGUGGAAUGCAAAUCCAUGAUUGACGGAAAUGAUUCAAUGGCAGAAUCUGCGCGCAAUUUUAAACGAAUAUAUGAAACUAGUUGGAAUGAAACUAUGUCUUCUGCUGCUUUGACCACUCUACGAGAAGCUAAGUGGAACAUGCCUCAACUGCUGCCUUUCACGGCAGAUGUAAAAACCUUACAUGCUUAUCCCGAAAUUAAACAAAAUGAAUACCAGAGUGCAUUGCAUUCAGAGUCGUCUAUAAAAACCUUUGCAAACCUUACAAAGGUCACUCUUUCACAGGUAAUCCUGUUUAACAGAAGAAGAGAAGGUGAAGUAGCAAAGAUGCCUCUAGAUGCCUUUACUCGCAGAGACAUGUCUGGCCUUCAUGAAGAUGUUGCAAUUUCCCUGUCCGAGCUUGAAAAGAAAUUGUGCCAGCACUUUACAAGGCUAGAGAUUAGAGGGAAACGGGGCAGAAAGGUGCCAGUCCUGUUGACACCUACUAUGGUUGCAGCAAUGAACCUUCUGACUGCCAAGUUGCAGAUGAAAACGGUUACAUGUUUGCAAGGCCUGGAGCUUCAUCUUACUAUCGAGGAUCAGACUCAAUGAGUGUGGAGCCAAAAAUCCUGCCACCCUGUCGUCAACAAAACUUCGAAAACACAUUGCUACAUUGUCCAAAGUUCUUAACUUGCGUGAAACGGAGUUAGACCAACUGGCAGACUUUCUUGGCCAUGAUAUUAGAGUGCAUCGACAGUACUAUCGCCUGCCAGAAGGCACCUUGCAGCUGGCUAAGGUCAGUAAGAUCUUAAUGGCUAUGGAGACAGGAAGGUUGUCGGAGUUCUAAGGCAUGAAACUGGACGACAUUGAAAUUGAUCCACAAGGUAUAGUUAGGGUUCAAUGGGGUUGA